This is a messenger RNA of Closterium sp. Naga37s-1, 678 nucleotides long. The record is from the annotation of a GenBank genome assembly. NCBI's taxonomy places the organism in Eukaryota, Viridiplantae, Streptophyta, Zygnematophyceae, Desmidiales, Closteriaceae.
AUGGCUGUUGGGCAAGUGGUGUACUUAUCACCUUCCGUAUCCGCCGAAAAGGCCAGGCUUAAAUCAGUAGACAACCGCACUAAUACCACAGCCACUACCACAGGCAGUAGCAGUGGCACCAUUGGCACCAGUGGCAACGGCAGCGGACCCCGCAGCAGCAGCAGCAGCAGCAGCAGCAGGCAGAUGGUACACGUGGAGCACGUGGCGCUGGGCCGGCCGCACAUGGUGCACUACGUGGACGUGCACCUGCCGUGGUCGCACUCCCUCUGCGCCUGCUGCCUCCCCCGCAUGCUCCGCCCCGCCCCGCCCAUCACAUUCCGCAUCUCAAGCCUGGCCUCGCUGCGCAAGCACCUGCAGCAGCCCGUGGCGAAAUCCAUGCCGCCUUUCCGCCUCGCCAACAAACCCACGCCGCCCAUCCUCGCCUACUCCGCCACCGUCCCGCUAUCCGCCCCUCCGCGCCGUUUUCCACGGCGCCUCUGCUGGCGCAGCAGCGCCGUCGUUGGCGCAGCAGUAUCGGUGGAAGGCGGACGCGGCGCCUGUGGUUGCAGCAGAGGCCAUGAUGCUCGAAUGGCUGGCAGAGCCACGUGUCGGCCUGCUACUGGACCUCCAGGAGGUACGGCGCCGGCUGGCAGAGAUAUUGCACAUCAACGAAUUCGCGGCGGCGCGCAGAGAAGCUAG